UGUACCAACAGUUUGUGAUGGGAAAGAGUCUGAGCGGAGGUUGGAAGGGGAGAAGAUACAGAAGGUUCCUCCUUUACCUCCACUGUCUGCCCCCGAAGCAGAACAGUAGUCUGAUGAACGUUGUCCUUCCCCCGCCUGAUGGCUUUAAUGACACAUUACAGCAGACCGGCUAUGACUCCGAUGAGUCUGAGGCAGGUUUCUCAACAAUAUCAGGUGAUACUGUCAUAUACAUACCCAAACAGUCAUCAUCCUCAACAAGCCUGCAGUCUAAUAAGUCCCAGGGAAGCCAUAGAGGACAGGGUAGAAUGUCUGCUCAGACAUCCAGGGAAAGUGUUAAGAAGGGUCUGCAGACUAGUAACAGCUCAGAUAGUCUGUUGAGCUCAGCAUCUGAGAUGUCUGUUGAGAGCAACACCUCCAAGUUAGAAAGAUGUCUGUCCACCGACAGUGGGAAAGGAUCUUUGUUUGAUGAGACGUUAACACAGCCUCCAGCUCAGGAGCCGAAGGACUCUCUUGAUGUUGCCUUUGUUGCUGAUGAGAGUAUGCUUCUGGACACAACUGUUCUGAAGAAGUCAGAAUGCAUAGAUUCAAGUAUUGUGAAACCGUAUGAUAGUUCCCAACCACACCAGCCUAUAGUAAAGAAGUCUCACUCGGCUCAGCAGCUAGCCCUUCCUCCAAGAACUGGAGUUGUACGUUCACAGAGCAUGUAUUCCCACCAAGAGGCUCGCAAACACAACAUUAAACCUAACUUACUAAUAUCAGCUGAAACUCACAAGAUCUUGUCACGAGCUGGUUACUUUCCUGAUAAAGCUCCACAGCAAAGUGGCAAAGAUUUCCGCCUUCCAGUCAAAUCACCGCCGAGGUCCCAUUCAUUUAAUAUGUCUAGAAGAAAUACUACGCUGGGUGAUCAGUCCAUGUUUGAUGAAUCCCACCUGUGUAGCAAAAGCAUUCAUGAUAUACAGGAUGUUUCUCAAAGGUCAAGUUGUGAAACACCCAAGAGACACAAUGUCAGUGACACAUCACACAGACUGCACUCCUGUGACCUAUCUGGUAUCGGCAACAAUGGUAGCCUACAACAAGGCACUCAAAAGAUGGACCUUGUGCAAGAAAAAAACCAAAUGCUGCCUCAAAUAAAACGAGCUGAUAUGUCACUUCCAAAGCAUGAAAGUGUUACACAGAUGCAGGUUUCAAAUGUUGGGAAAGUUGCAGAGAAUGUGAAACAGUUUACUGAUGUUGUGGAGAAACAGUUUCUGUCUGUUCCAAGAUCUGCUCCCAAGCAGAGAGGCAUGUCCCCGGUCAGGAUACCAACAAUAUUUGCAAAGAACAAUGACAUGUCUGCGCGGUAUCGAGACAUAGCACAGGCAGCCAUUGAGAGAGGCAGACUGGCUUCCGACGACAGGCUGUCAAAUAUCAGUGAUGUGAUUAGCCAAUCCAGUGUAACAAAUGACAGCCUCUCCUCCAUCUCUACACUCACUGACUCCGAAACUGAAGACAUGUUCAAACACCCAGCUCCUGUAACCAUGGACACGGCAGUGAAAUCUGAUGUUUCCACAGAUAUCAGGAGUAAGAUUUCCUUUGAAGGUCAGCAAGUUGACCUCAGCUGUUCUUUGCUGGACACCAUCAAUGACGUCUGCACCCCAAAGGUACAGAGGAAGUCGGGCACCAGUAGCAGAUCUCCACUGAAAGACUGUGGUAACAAUAUGGGUGGUCUGAGCCCUACGAAACCAAUGGAAAUCACAGACCAUGUUCUUCUUCGGACUGCAAGUGGGAUGACGCCACGUCAGAUACUGCGUUUUUCUCAACCUUCACACAGCACAUCAAAGUCCACAAAGAGACUGAGUUCCCCUGGACAAACAUUAAAGAAUUCAAGAUCUCCAAACAAACAGUCCUCUACAUCGCUUCCUGAUAACACAGCUCAAGCUAUGUAAUAAUGGUGCAGAUCUUGUUUGAGGGGCAUAGGGAACAGAUAUCAAAUGGUUAUGCGUUUCUUGAACUCAAAAACAGUCAACUUUGGAUGACAUGAAGUUUACAGUAAUCUAUAGUCAAUAUAAGAAACUUCUAACACCAUUUUAGUGGUAAUAAGUAUGAUUUUACCAAUAAUUUCUGAAAUGCUCAAAUCUGAUUCUUCAGCCAGAAGUUUAAAUUGCAACAAUCUCCUAAUGAUAACAAAUUGCUUUUGAUGGUCUUAUGAUGUUUGGUAUUGAGGAAUGUAUUUUAACAUUAAGAAAUACAAUUGUGAUUUGUGAAUAACGGGCAUUAUGUUUGUAUCCCUAUUGCUUUGCGACAUACCUCCUGCUUCCAUCCCUUGUGGGUCCUGUAUCAACGAUUAGUGCUUACACUGCCAUACCCACAUAUGGCAGGUUCUUGUUUAUUGUGUUUGUUGUGUCCAUAGUUUUAAUCCAUGUGCAAUGUGCAAGUGUUAAACCUCACUGGUGGGAUCAAGUCAUCAGGGAAUACAAUUUUAUAAAAUCUAUAAAUGUUUUCUUUGGCAGCCAGUUUUAUCCUCUGAACAUGUAAAUAUGCUUUUGGAAGAUGCUUUAGGUUUAUUGUUAUCUGUACAGAGGAGUAUAAAGUUGACGUAAUAUUUAUUGAUUUAUAUGUUAUGAUGUUCUUGAUGAUAGAAGUCAACAGAUAACUUAUAUUUCAUAUGAAAUGAAACUGUAUCAGAGAUGUACGAUUGGUUGAAAGAAAACAAAAGAAUGAAAUAUAUUUUCUAUCAGAUCAAGCUAAUCAGUGUUUCCUUGCAAUAUUAAACAGACAUUACAUACAACUGUUGAUACAAAGGGGAUAUAAUUCAGUCACCAAAGCAGUGUUCCAAAUUAAGCAUAUAAAUCAAGGGGUGCUUGCUUUGGGAGCAAGUUUCAAGGAGCCCAAGUACUCUGCCUUCUUUUGAAGACUGCAUGAUCGCAUUGAUGUAACCAUUGUCACUGUACUUGGCUUGAUUGAUGGUGGUGUUACAGAUUAACUAUAGUCACUUAAAACAAAUAUUGGAUAUUCUUUUACUUGUUUUGAGUAAUUUAUUUUGUGUGGGGGUAUUUGUAAACUGUCAUUUUAAACAGUAUUUGCAUUAUUCUAGAGGUUCAUUUUCCUUCCUGACUAAAUCAAGACAUACUGUAGUACUCAAGUUACCAGGCCUUCAUUGUUUCUAUAGUAUUUCUCAAUAGAUAUAUUAUAUCAUCCUUCACUUUAGCUAAGUCAUAAAAGCUGACUUCCCCUGCAACCUUUACACAGUCAGCAAAUAAACAUCUCUCAGCCUUUGAGGGGUAGUGGGGUAGCCUAGUGGUUAAAGUGUUCGCUCUUCAAGACAAAGACCUGGGUUUGAUUCCCUCAUGGGCACAAUGUGUGAAGUCUAUUUCUGGUGUCCCCUAUGUGUGAAGCCCAUUUCUGGUGUCCCCUGCAGUGAUAUUGCUGGAAUAUUGCUGAAAGCGGCGUAAAACUAAACUCACUCACUCUGGUGUCCCCUGCUGUUAUAUUACUAAAUGUGGCAUAGAACGAAGCACGCUCACUCUUCACCAAUGAAUUAAAUAUGCAGUUUACCUUUAAGGAGGUCUCAGUAUGUAUUACUGAAUUUUGCCAAAACUUUGCUCAACCUGUUUUUAUUGUAAGUAUUUGUAUUAUAACUGGGUGUUUUUUAAAUCUGUUUUACCAUUUUACCAUUUUUGACAAACUGAUUUCGCUUCUCAAUUGUGUAAAAUGAAAUGUAUGAUGCACCUAUUGCCUACAUUUCGGACUAAUUUGCUCACAGGUCACUGCAUUUUCACUGACAUGAAUAUACAUGUAUCUGUUGACCAAUCUAUAACUGUCGUGAUUUGUUGUUUCAUAUCAGUAAACAAACCAAAUAUGUAUUACAACAUUUGUUUGCAAAUAACAGUCAUAUAUAUGUGUACAAAUUAUACUACUUAGAAACAUAACAUGUAUAUCUUGAAACUAUAGUUCAGCAUGCAAAUAUAUACCUUCCAUAAUAGUACAGAGUAUUGUAUCAAAGUGUAUAUGUUGGGGCUUUCAACAAAACGAUUUGAUUACCAAAUCAUUGCUUUUGGGGUGUCUGGUGUUAGCCACAGACAAUCAGCAACAUGUAUGUAUUGAUUUGCAACAAGGCUGAAUGUCAUUAAGCUUGUCAUGAUUUUUAUCAUAUUGGCACAAAUAGUAAUGUCCUUGCCAUCAUUUGCAACUAGCAUAUGGAAACGUGUAGUUUAUACCUAGCUUGUACACAGAUACUGACGACAGAACCAUGCUUGAGGUAUGCCUGUCGUUGCAACAUACACGUCAGAAUGAUGCUUUUGUAAAAUACUCAGAUGUGAUUUUGUCAUUGGGUUGUGAUAUUACAAUUAUUUUGUUGAACAUUUAUUAUAUUCAUGUAUCCAAGCUAGAGGUAGAUACAAUGAUUACGCAUGUUUAUUAUUUAAGUAGGUGGCUUGUAUUUGGAUCACAUCCAUGUAUAUCAACUAGAGACAGAACGAAAGGAAUAAUUGUUGACUUUUAUGCACCAACUUCAAAACAAUAUGUGAUGUUUUGUAGACAGACCCUUGUUUCACAACAAUAAACUAAGGCAGUCCUUAGUUCAAAACAUUUGGCGGUGGGGUAGCCUCGUGGUUAAAGUGUUCGCUUGUCACGCCGAAGACCUGGGUUCGAUUCCCCACAGGGCCCACAGGGGUCCAAUGUGCGAAGCCCAUUUCUGGUGUUCCCCCCAUCGUAAUAUUGCUAAAAGCGGCAUAAAACUCAGUCACUCUCUGAAUUCUUUUGUUCAAAGAAACAACAGACAAGCCCCUUUACUCAACACACACAUAUCAAUUUAAAUAUCCUGAAUGUUACUUUGAUAAUUAUCUCAUUUGUAACAAACAUGGAAUAUACAUAUUUUUUACCUGUACCAUCACAUAUGAAAGACUAUAAAACAAAUAAACUUGGCCUGGUUGAAAUAGUGUAAGUUACCUGUACAGGUACCUGUAACGUGAUCCAGCAACCAAAUCCAACUUGUUUCAUCAAUUACUCAACAUGCAGUUUAAGUCAAAGCAGCAAGUUGGAUUAUUGUAUCGGUUCAGCAUACAGAGCAUAAUGUCACUUGCUGUAUAUUGCAGUCACUCUCCUCUUUGCCCUCCCCCAACCUUGUCUAUUCCUUCCCCCAUCUGUAUCCUAUCAUAUCAACUGGGACUGCAAUCUUUGUAUGAGUGUAUGCAAUAAAAUAUCAUAUUUGAAA
This is a messenger RNA of Haliotis rubra (blacklip abalone), 5191 nucleotides long. RefSeq lists its product as uncharacterized. The record is from RefSeq and is a predicted model, not a curated record. Lineage: Eukaryota; Metazoa; Mollusca; Gastropoda; Lepetellida; Haliotidae. The coding region runs from base 18 to 1925 and encodes 635 amino acids. The transcript has 2 exons.